CAAGCACUUCUCCGUUGAGGGUCAGCUCGAGUUCAAGGCCAUCUUGUUCAUUCCCAAGCGUGCCCCCUUCGACUUGUUCGAGUCCAAGAAGAAGCGCAACAACAUCAAGUUGUACGUUCGUCGCGUGUUCAUCAUGGACGACUGUGAGGACUUGAUCCCCGAGUACCUCAACUUCGUGAAGGGUAUCGUCGACUCGGAGGAUCUUCCUCUUAACAUCUCGCGUGAGACGUUGCAGCAGAACAAGAUUCUGAAGGUCAUCCGGAAGAACAUCGUGAAGAAAUGUAUGGACCUGCUUAGCGAGAUCGCCGAGGACAAGGACAACUUCAACAAGUUCUACGAGGCCUUCGGCAAGAACCUGAAGCUUGGUAUCCACGAGGACGCGCAGAACCG
Mycena citricolor is the source of this 390-nucleotide messenger RNA. The record is from the annotation of a GenBank genome assembly. Lineage: Eukaryota; Fungi; Basidiomycota; Agaricomycetes; Agaricales; Mycenaceae.